UUGAACACCAAUGUGCGUCGGUACUACACAGAUGCCCCACACGGUGUACGUGCGGUCUUUCAGCUCCGAUAACGGUUCUGGUACUUUGCCCUCGCUGGCCAAUGAUUAAUGUAUCAUUGUCGGCCCUGUUGUGACAGUAAUUGCAAUUUUGUUGCAGUUUUUGGCGCUGAAUCGGUAAAUAUCACUCGGCUGCCAGUUCUACGGCAUAGCUAUCGGGGCCUGUGUUACAGCCACCUGAACGGAUCCACGCUGACAGUUUCUUGCCUCCCCGAGUUUGAAGAUAUCAACCACGACUGGUAACUCCUUCAUCAAUCGGCUUCCGGCAGGAACUGACUUACGUGUUCGUCGUUGCUGUGCCACCUACGUCUCCAUUAACUCAAAGUCGUCAAUAUCGUAUUGCUUGAGACUUCAAUCGCCAUGGCGCUGUCCAUGUUUAAACGGAAGCCGAAGACCUCGUCGGCUACCACGGCUGCGGCAGCCAGCACCAAGGAGCGGACAUUUACCGUCCUUUACCUGGGUAGUCUCCGCACCUUCCAGGGCAAGGGAAACGACUGUCUGGAUGAGCCUCUCAAGGAAAUAUGGGACAAAUCCAACAAGGGCACCCGCUCGGCCAAGGCCCAGCUUACCGUUGCGGUGGAUGGCAUGAGCCUUGAACGCACGGACAUCAAGGAUCUGCCCACCUCAAUCCAGUUCUUCCAGCUUAAUCACAUCUCGCACUGCGGUCUCCACCCGAAGUACCCGCGCGUGGUGGCCUGGAUCCACCGCAACGAGCUGCAGCGCAUGCAGGUAGAGAUGCGUGCCCACGCCGUGGUCUGCACCCGCUCGGAGAAGGCCCGCAUGAUCGCUGACCUCCUGAACGAGCGCCUGCGCUCGUCCUUCGCCGACUUCAAACGGGAGAUGCGGGUCCGGGACAAGAUCUCGGAGCGCCGGGUCAGCGAGGGCACCCUGGACGUGGCCGGCCUGCAGAAGCUGCAGAACCAGCGGUCCACCUUCAUGCCACCGGUGGCCAAGAGGGGCAGCGUGCCGGCGCUUGGGGUCAUCCUGGAGAAAGGCAAGCUGGUGGGAGUCUCUGAAGUGAUCGAAGCUGACAGCGAGGAGGAAGGGGAUGAUGGAGCCAUUCUCUAACGUCGUCCAACUGACUUGUACUUUGAUACUACAUGUGGUGUUUAUUUUGACCCUCUCUGAUCGGUGCGCAAGGGGAGGGGGGCACAGGUUAAGUGCCCUCUAUCAGACAAGCGAGCCCUGUUGUGGCCCCAGAUCCCCGUCGUAGUCCCAAUUCUAUGCAUUCAGGUUGUCUCAAGAAGGUGUGCUCCCUGCAAAUGCAUGCUGACUCAGUGUUUCCCCUCUGACAGUUAGGUCCUGGUAACGCCCAUGCCGAUACCUCAAUCUCAUUUUUACCCAUGCUCCUUUUAUUAAUGCCCAACUGCCAACUGACUGAUUGCGCAUGCACCUUUCUACUUCUGAGGACGUCUCGAAGACCUUUCCACACGUCCGAGUACGCAUAGUUGACGCGGCAGUGAAUCCGGCCGCGGAUAUACCUGAACGCACCUAGUGGGUUGGUGUUUGCGUUGGCACCCCGCUCUGGAACAGUGCCCAACAUCAACCGGGAGCCCCAUUAAGUCGUCUUCCUGUAUGAGCGCCCAGUCAUCUAGGCCUGCACCACUUGAAUCGAACUUUGGGUAAAGUGUCCAGACAAAACGUUGCAGUGGAUCAGUAUACCCCAUGUGCAGUUUGCAAGUACAUGCACUUUAGGCUAGUACUAUAACGCUGUUAUACGGGCAACACAAUAGUGUGCCUCCAAGAGUUUGCAACUCGUUGGCCUAUCACAACGCGCCAAUUUGUCGACCACGUCCAAACGCUCAUUGGGUCGACAGAUUUCGUGCAUUGUGAUUGGCCAACGCGUUGCAAACUCUUGGAGGCGCACUAUUAUGAAACGCCCGUAUUGACCCGGUACAUAACACACAGAGUUUAAUUCAAAAUGUAGCAACAAAAGGUGACCACAAUGCGUAUAUCCAGCAAGAAAUGAGAGCGGGGUACCCCCCCCCGUCCAAUCGCUAUACACACUCUAGCCUAUUGUUACCAAACACCCCCAGGUGUCUGAAAAGAAUUCCUCCGAUUCCAGUGAGACAAUGACAAACAGAAAGCAGGGGAGGGGUUAUCUCCGUCUCAUAUCUUGCUUCAUAUGACAAUGUAACGCGUGAAUUCCUGUUUUGAGACAAACAGAUGUUCAACUCACAGUGUUAACAGAAACAUGUUUAUACAGGCCGCCUUGAAUUUUGUCGGGCAAUGCAAGUUGUAUUUAUCUUAGAAUGAUUAACCCUAGCCCUCCCAAGUCCUCCAAAAUCCUCCUCUGCAAAGUGGAGGAAUUAAGAGGAUUCCGGGUGUAUGGCAAAAAGUGCAUGGCUGAUUUCGAAGGAUGCCAUACCUGAAGGUCGUGGAUUAAACCUUAUGUUGUUUGCGCUUAGUCAAGCACAAAUUCAGCCCGAUGUUUCUUUUGAAUCAACUGCACAGCUCAAGAGUGCCAUUUGCACUGUCUCA
Molecule: messenger RNA, 2538 nt
Organism: Acanthaster planci (crown-of-thorns starfish)
Lineage: Eukaryota; Metazoa; Echinodermata; Asteroidea; Valvatida; Acanthasteridae
Product: protein FAM43A-like
Source: RefSeq, a predicted model, not a curated record